Acanthoscelides obtectus is the source of this 1559-nucleotide messenger RNA. NCBI's taxonomy places the organism in Eukaryota, Metazoa, Arthropoda, Insecta, Coleoptera, Chrysomelidae. The record is from the annotation of a GenBank genome assembly.
CGCGUCCGUGGAUCAGUUGGCCUUCUUCGUGUUCGUCUACCUUCUUCUGCUAUCCACACACGACAUACACGUAUCACUGUCAUUGCAGUCCAAUUAGGGCCCCCGCAGACUGCAGACUUUCUAUCGGCCGAUAGUUUAGUCGGGUUGGGCUGCCAGUGCGCACGCCGAGCCAACUAAACAGUUUGGUUGGUGGAGAGUGCGCAUACUAGCCAACAGUCGGCCGAUGAUUCUUAAGCUAUUUACGAUUCACUAGUUUGUAUCUGACUGUUGAAGUAGCUGUCGCACAAUGAAAGUAAAUACAAUAUUGUCCAGAAAUGUUAUUAUUGCUCUGAUACAACGUAGGAGGAAAAUCAAGAAAAGAUUCCGAGAGUACUGGGUGCAUCCCAUUCUCAGUGAUAGAUUAGUUGCUGGAAAAUUUUACACAAUGCAUUCCAAAUUACUGGAUUAUCCGAGAAAAUUUUUUGCCUUUUAUCGAAUGAGCAUAACCAGCUUCAAUGAACUUGUCAAGCUAAUUGGACCAGCAAUAGCGAAGGAGGAUACAAAUUUAAGGCUUUCUAUACCUGUGGAGCAGAGAUUGAGCGUUACGAUAAGAUAUCUGGCUACUGGAGCUAGUUUCAAUACAUUAUCUUUUGAUUAUCUGAUGGGAGCUUCUACAAUACGAGACAUUACUAAAACUACAUGUGAGCAAAUAUGGAAUGUGCUUCAACCAUUGUAUAUGCCAAUCAAAUAAGAAGGCGACUGGAUUAAAAUCGCAGACGAAUUCUAUAGUCGCACAAAUUUUCCAAACAUCAUUGGAGCGAUAGAUGGCAAACAUAUACGGAUGAUACAGCCAGAACAUUCCGGUUCGUCAUAUUUUAACUACAAAAAGUUCUUUUCUUGCGUGUUAAUGGCUUGGACAGACGCAGAUUAUAAAUUUGUAUACAUUGACGUUGGUUCUUAUGGAACAGCUAGCGAUUCGGAAAUAUUAAAAAGAUCAGAAAUGGGUAAACGGCUUUCUGAAAAUCGAUUAUAUAUUCUCUCCGGAAGGCAUUUGCCUAAUGAUGAUGUGGGGGAUGUUAUUCCAUUCUCUGUCGUAGGGGAUGAGGCGUUUGGACUUGGGAAUCACCUAUUACGUCCACAUGCAAAAAGAAAUUUAAACUACACCAAACGAAUUUUCAACUAUAGACAUACAAGAGCUCGACGAUUGGUUGAGUGUACAUUUGGGAUUCUCGCUAACAAAUGGCGUAUUUUUCACCGACCAAUAGAUGUCAAUAUCACUUUUUGUGUCCGAAUUAUUAAAGCUUGCUGUGUCCUGCAUAAUUAUGUAAGAAUCAAAGAUGGACUAAAUUUUACAGAAACUCUCUACAGCUGUCCCAUGGAUAACUUGACUAUAAAUGAAAACAACCGAGGAAAAAAUAAUAUGAAUAACGUGCGACAGUACAUGUCGUCAUAUUUUAUUUCUCCUGGAGGCGCAAUUCCGUGUCAAUAUAACAAAGUGUAAUAAUGUAGUAAUUAAUGUAAUAAUAAAUGUAAUAAGUAUUCAGCUACACCUACGUACAUAAAUAAAAAUUCACAUGAAG